Molecule: messenger RNA, 1545 nt
Organism: Vigna radiata var. radiata (mung bean)
Lineage: Eukaryota; Viridiplantae; Streptophyta; Magnoliopsida; Fabales; Fabaceae
Product: haloacid dehalogenase-like hydrolase domain-containing protein Sgpp
Exons: 5
Coding region: 660-1271 (203 amino acids)
Source: RefSeq, a predicted model, not a curated record
AUAGUUCUGUCAUAAGUAUUUUUUAUUGGAACUUCAGUGGUGUUUCACCUGGAUCAAUGUUUCUUACAAAUAAAAAAUAUUUUAUGAUUGGAUGGAUGGAUUUGUGAUUUUUUAUUUUAUUUUAUUUUUCUGGUUGAGAUCAAGAUCAACGGAGAACACGAAGGGGAUAAGAGGAGAUUGAAUUUUGCAUCCAUAUUAGAUUUACCUUUCUCAACUUGAAAGUUAAAACAAGAGUCUCUUUUCCGAUUAAUUUCGAGCCUUUUGAGUGAAGAACACGAAUGUUGGAUUUAUCAUACAUGUCCUAGGUGCCAAUUGCCCCAAGUUCUCUUCUGAUAUUAAGCGGUACUAAGGUAUCUAUGUCUGCGUGUGUCUGCGCUCAAUUGGUGGCCUUGUUAGUUAUUCGUGUGUCAUGUGAAAAGGUCGCAGGUUAUUACAUUGACAAAGUCCAAGUUGUUUGCGAUGUCCUGUCCUGAGUAGGUAUGCAAUGGGGUGAUAGUCAGAGCUAGCCACAGCAGCAGAUAACACAACAUAAUGGUUUUCCAGAAGAAAACGGCAGCCAGAGUUCUCUUACCAGACUUGCUCCUCUUGAAGCAGUGCUCUUUGAUAUAGAUGGAACUCUCUGUGAUUCCGAUCCUCUCCACUACGAAGCCUUCCGUGAAAUGCUUCAAGAGAUUGGUUUUAAUGGUGGUGCUCCCAUAACCGAGGAAUUCUUUAUUGACACUGUUGCUGGCAAACACAAUGAUGAUAUAGCCUUGUCUCUCUUUCCUGAUGAUCUGCCACGAGGUUUAAAGUUUGUGGAUGAUAAGGAAGCCAAGUUCCGGACAAUGGCAGCACGUCAACUGAGGCCUUUGGAUGGCUUGGAUAGAGUAAGGAAAUGGAUUGAAAGACGUGGGUUGAAGAGAGCUGCAGUUACCAAUGCUCCAAGAGCAAAUGCAGAGCUCAUGAUCUCCGUACUUGGCCUCUCAGAUUUCUUUGAUGCUGUUAUCAUAGGUGGUGAAUGUGAACAUGCCAAGCCUCAUCCAGACCCCUACCUGAAAGGUCUUGAAGCUCUUAAGGCAUCAAAGGACCACUCAUUUGUAUUUGAGGAUUCUUUUUCAGGGAUCAAAGCUGGAGUUGCAGCUGGGAUGCCUGUUAUUGGUUUGGCUACUAGAAACCCAGAAAAGCUUUUGAUGGAAGCAAAACCUGCAUUUCUGAUUAAGGAUUAUAAUGAUGAAAAAUUGUGGGAUGCUUUGGAAGAACUUGACAAGGCUAGUGGUCCUCCUUCAGUUUGAAUUGCUAGUGAAACUGGCAGAAUUUCUUCACAGAAACCGGGACUGGUAUUAAAUUCAUAGGUUCAACUGCAUAAUAUUGUUGUAGGUGGCCACAUUACAAUACAUGUCCAUCAUUGGUGUUGCUUUGCAGCAGCAAACAGUCAUUCUUUCUCUUUCUUAGCAAUAAUUUCACUGCUAGUUAUGACCCGUGGCGUGGGUCAAGCCAAGGACAUCGUAACUGUACUGUAGUUUAUGCUCAUUAUAAUCAAAUCCUUCAAAUAAUUCAUAAUUUACA